AAAGGACGUGCUAACGGGAAAAAUCGGUAACGGUACAACGUCGUACGUUUUACGCUCGGUCGCGUCGUGCAGUUUUCUAAUGGAAUACACUGCUACUCCAGCCAAGUGCACAAGUGAAAAGCCAAUUGGAUUUUGUGAUAAAGCUCCAAAGAAAUAAACGAAAUUUGAAGAAAUUAAUUAAUAAAGAAUCGAUUUGUGUAUUGAAAAAGUGUUUCGAGCAAUGAAUGGAGUCUAAAAAGAUGCUUUUAAGAGGCGUAGACGAAGGUGCUCUUCAAUCUACUGAAAAUACCAAAAAAAUUACUAAGAUUGCUAUUAAUAUAUGGCUUACUAAAAAAAGCUAUAAUUUCUGUAACGAAAAGUGUAAUUUGUGAAAAUUAUUUGCCAGUGAAGAAAAAAUACAAAAAAGUUACGUGUGUAGACUUAUUAAUGUGAACAUAUGUGAAACAUGAAAUUGGAUAAUGUCAAUAACAAAGAAAUAUAAAAAAUUCUGAGCAGCACACAAAAAAUAAUUUAAAAAAAGAAAAUUUUGGAAAAAAAUCGUUGAAAUUAGAAACUCGGCAAAGAGUUUAAAAAACCCCUGGAGGUAUGCAACGUUAACUGAAACAAUAGAACGCGCGUUAGUCCUGAUACUUGACAAGUUCGAAUUUCCGUGAGAAACGCCAGCUAAACGGAGCGCAUAGCAACUCCAGCUUAAAUCUCUCAUGCAGCUGUGCUUAAGCGUCCACUAAUAUGGCUCGCAAAUGUAUUUAUGUGUGUGUGUGCAGAAGAAAAUGAAAAUAAAACAGCCGAGUGUGAGUGAAAACUAAUAAUAACAAAAGCAAAGCCGGAAUGCAAACAGAAUAAACACAACAAAAAAAUUUCGAAAAAAUACGGGAAAAAGCAAACAGCAAAAGUAGGCUAACAAGCGAUAAACACAACAAAAGUGAGUUAUUAAAAAUUAUGUAAAAAGCUACUGUAAGCAAAUGCAGCUAAUAAAUGCCAACAACAACAAAAAUAAAUAAAGUAAAAAUAAAAAAAAUUCUUGAAAGAAAUUUCCGCAGUGAAUGAAAGUGCAAAAGUAGUAAAAAACGCAAAUUAAUUAAAACGACGUGUGUACAAAAACAAAAGAAAAACGCAAAAAAUCGCAAAGCAAAUACACACGCAGCAAAUAGACGCGAGAAAAAGUGAGUCUCCCAGCUCAACUCAGCUCAACUACUCAAUUACAAGCAGGCACCACUAAGCGCCAGCAAAGCAAAAAGAUAAACAAAACCUACAUCCACAACACUGCUGCAGCACUCUGCACCCUCUACACCCUCUCCACCCCCACAGCUGCCACGGCACACGCACUAGACGCAAUCAAUGCCCACUAGACAAGCGCGCCGCUCCAAAGUGCACUCCAAGUCUACACAGCUGCACCGCUAAAGCUCUACGCUCCACACUCCACUCCGCUCCAGCUGCAGCAGUCUUUUAUUAAACGCAAAAAAACUUCAAGCAAAAUAAACAAAAAAAAAUCAUUGCAUACUUUUCUGCUUGCACUAUUUAACUACGCGCUCACUGGCCUGGCGCAUCCACAAGCAGCUCGGUGGCUCGACGCUUCAGAGGGAAUAAAACGCGAAACGAUAAUUUCAGAAAAGCUUUUACCUACUUCGGAACCGAGCAGCUUCUUAACAUUUUCGCCACGUACCACACAAGACAACCUUUUGAAGAAAACUGUACAAAAAAGGUGCCAAAACUCAAAUAAAUAAAAGUUGUUGCUGUUGGAAUAAAUAACUUAAGAAUUCAUAUUUAUAACACUUGCAUUGUUAUAAGCACAAUUCGAAGUUUGGGCUAAACUUCUAAAGCUUCGAAGCAAUCUAAUAGGCUACAACAACAAAUCGCAGUCUGUAAGUGAUGAAGUCAUGAGACCGACAUUUGAUCGACGCCUCUGGAUAUUACUGUACAUUCUACUAAUACAAUGCAUUGUUAUUACAAAUCAGCAAAACAUCAUCAAAUCACAGAAUUUCCACCUACAACAUCAGCCGCACUACAGCGACGCAGGCGCACGCCGAGACGGUCAAACUGUCGCCGCGUCUGCGCCUGCGUCGGCAGCGGUGCCGUCUACAGGUCACAGCAUAUCAACAGCACAUCGCGUGACAAGCAGCGAAAGCGUUGCGUGGAGGUCAGUAGCUGACAAUAAGCUGCCAGUGUCGCAGCUGGCUGCCGACGAGCAGCAAAAACAACAAACACAACAAAAAUGUGCCAAAUUUAAUUGUGUAGCCGUCGCAAAGACAAAUGUGGGCGCACACCACUACGCCUCCACUCUUUCCUCUUCAAACGCUGCGCACUCUCUUGCGGGUGCAGCGCUCAGCAGUCAAGCAACAAAAUCAAAUUACUACAAUUAUAAUAGCCAAAAACAAGACGAACAUCUGCAGCAGCCAUUCAAAUUGGCCGGGCUGCGCACGCGUUUUGAUGCAACAGGCGCGCCAGGUCUAGGGCGUAGCGAAAAGCUUUCGGCGCUUGAAACUCCGACCAACUUACAAGAACGCCAUGAGGGCAGCAAUAAUAAGAAGACAGCAGCGCGUGCGCAAUGGUCACAGUUGCUAAAGUCACAGUCUAAAGAACACCAGCGAGUGCAUGUGGCGCACAAAAGCCAACACAAGGAGGUGAAGCGGCACCGCGCGCCGGCGGCUGAUGAAUUUUGGAGAGCGCAUGAGAGCGCGCAGAAACUGCGCUGGGCACAUGAAACUAGCGCUGCUAUUAAACGUCGCCUACGACGUUCCACCGAUGCUAUAAUAUUGUUGCCUGCGCUGAAUUUGGACGCUGCUGAGCAAGUGGACAGUAUGAGUGCAGAAAUACUGAAUGAUGAGCGCGUGCACGUGGCGCGUCGCUCAAUUAGUGAUAGCAGCAGUGAGAGCGCCGGUGUAGCGACUGCAAGCGCCACAACACAAGUUGAAACGUCAGCGCAAGUCGCCACAUCUUCGGCUUCCACUGAUGUCGCUGUGUCUACGUCCGCUGCGGUGGUUUCUUCCUCCUCCUCGCUGUCUACAUCCUCUCUCGAGGACUUUAGUUUCUCCUCUCCCGUUGUUGACACGCAACCUAGUGUCAUCUAUCGCAACUCAACAACGAAUCAGCUUGUCGCUGAUGCCGCUAAACCCAUUCAAUAUGUUGCGCUCAAGUCGAAGCGCGCACGCUCGGCUGUAAGCGUUAGUGUGCCCGCCGAGGUGCUUCGUAAGCCUAAGGAACCGAUUAUCAUUAUCGAUGAUGUGGAGGAAUUCGAUAGCGGUACAAAUAGUGAGCACGACUUAACCGCUAUGGCCACAGUUGAUGAUAAAAGCGAAGAUUACUCACACGAUGAGCCAAUUGAGCCGCGCAUGUUGCCGCUACGUCCAGUGCUGCCCAAUCCGUAUGAAGAUGAGGAAAUGUCAGUUGUUUAUGCGGAGCAACAUUCCGAGAUACGGCUGAUGUGCGAGGUCGACUUGGAUAUUGCGUCCAGCACGUGGUACAAAAAUGGACAGGUGGUACAUGCCAUGGAUCGCACCUCACGCGCCACCGAUUAUCGUUUCAUUAAGGAGCCAAAUGGUGCUCUCACCAUCACAAAUGUCAUGCUCGAGGACGAUGGCAAGUGGCAAUGCGAGGCGGAGAAUUCGCGCAGAUACACGGAGAAUGCGAGACCCGUCAAAUUGGUAGUAUUAGAUCGCCCGAAGCCACCGUAUUUGUUGAUCGAUUCACGGCGCCUAGAUGCAGGCAAUAUUUUUGUACCGGUCAAAGAGAAUUCCGAAUUGAAUUUGGCUUGCGUGAGUGAAGGUGGCAAUCCCAAACCGACACUCACAUGGGAGGUGUUACUCAGUCCCGGCGUGGAUCGACAUGCGCAGAAAGUGUCCGCUGAAGUAUUGGAACUGGAAGAAGUAAAGAAUGACAAGGACAAAAACGCAUACAAAAUCAAUGGCGGCGCGAAAAGUGAGGCCCGCUUGCCGGCUGUCUACCGCGCCCAUCACAAUGCUCGCAUUCUGUGCGUUAUGGAGCAUCCGACGUUGAAGAUACGCCAAAAUGCAUCACUGCUGCUCGAUGUGCAAUAUACACCUUCAUUCGCCAUUUCACGCACACCCGGUUUCGGCUAUCCGCUGCGCGAAGGCAUCGAAGUUUCGCUGAAAUGUGAUGUUGACUCAAAUCCGCCGAGCACGCCGCGUUGGCAGAAGGACGAUGGUGACACGCCGGUUCCACAAACUGGCGAUGGUUUCCUGAACUUCACAUCGAUACGUCACGAACACUCCGGCUGGUAUAAAUGCACGUCACGACAUUUGAACUUUCAAUACUCAUCGAUUGGCUAUUAUUUGAGUGUGCGAUAUGAUUCAGUUGACGUCACUUCCGAGCCGGACGAUCAGGACAUCUCAGUCGCAGCGGCCUCACAUAAUCCCAAUAAGGGACAGCUGGAGGUGCAAUUAGGUGGCGCAGUGACGUUACAGUGUCCGCAAGGUUCCUUAGGCUGCUGGUCGCAUUUAGAUCCGGUAACCGCACGCUUACGUGGCUUAGGUCAUGGUCUAACCACACCCACCGGUCAAUUUUCACUCAAAGAUGUUGUCUACCACGAUGCGGGCACCUACAAAUGCAUCGGCCAAUCGCCAACGAAUAAGAAGAAGCUGGAAGUGCUGCAGACGGUGGGCGUGACGGUGAAAGGCUCUCCCACCGUUGUGGCGCGCAAUUCGACACCAGUCGCCUACCCCGGCUCGCCGUUGCAUUUAGCCGUAGAAUUCUGUGCCAAUCCGCCCGCGCAUGCCGCGCGCUGGCUGCACGGCGAUCGUGUCUACACGCCCGGCAAUCAAUAUGGCAGCACUGUGCUGGCUUACGGCGUAACGGACCUGCCCACACCGUACUGCAAGGAGGCGCGCCUCACCUACGUCAGCAUGCACGAGCGCGUGCCGCGCACUUUCUACUUCAUCGUUUCGUCGCCCGGCGGCGUGGCCGAGGCGACAUUCAAAGUCAACUUUACCAUGCGUUAUCGCGCCGUCUCCAACACGGUGGACGAUGAGGAGGAAGAGCUGAGCGAGCCCGAGGAGAUACACUUCCCGGUGUUCGGUGCGGGUGCGGCGGCGCGUAGUGCGCGUCGGCAGCUUGACUGCGCCGGCGCGUUAACGUGCAUACUCACAACAUUUGUGCUGCUGCUGUGCAAUGAGCGCGCGCAUAGUAGGCGUGGCUGGAGUUAGGUGGUGUGUGUUAAUUUCGUUUGGGUUUUUUUGUAAUAUUUUCGUUUUUAUUUUUUAUUCAUUUCUAACUAACGCAACUUCAAAACUAGCUUGUAAUGCCAACUGUAUGUCAAGAGAGAGAGAGAGAGAGUAUUAGCGAAUACUAUAAAAUCAAAUUACUACUAACGUCUAACUAUAUACACAUACACAUAUAUAUUUAUAUAUAUAUAUGACUAUGCUAGAAUAUCCUAAACCUUACUAUAUAAGCGUAUAUUUGAGCAAAAACGAAAAAAAAACUUGCAAUUUUCCAAAAUGAAUAUGUGUGCUAUCCUAUCCUUAACUAAACUAAACUAAACUAUAUUGUAUACAUACUGCAUACCCCCACUAUCACAUACAUGCAUGCUUAGUUGACUAAGUAUAUACUUAAGUACAUUAUAUACUAGCAUUGAACUAUGUAGCUCAAAACAAAAAAACAAAAAAUACAUUACUUAAUCCCCUUCCGCUAGCCAAGUGUAACUACUUUAGUAACUACUUACAACCUAAGCACUUGCUAACUACAUUAUAUGGUACAUACAUACAUUACCUAGUUAAGUAACGACUUCGGUAAUUAGUUUUCUAAGGUUGCGGCAAAUCAUUUUUAGGUUUUUAGGCUACCAUACUAACUAUCAACCUACAAAUGUAUUUACUACUAGUUGCGUAAACAAAUAAAUGUUCUUUUGUUAGUCUAACGCAGCGAUGUUGAGCAAAUAGCCUGCUGCGCGCCAAAAAGUGUGCUAAUCAUUAAGUUGAUAUCAAACUGUGUACGUACAUCUUUUGCAUACAGUUAUAAGCCGUUAUAAAAUAACGCUUCGCCUAUUAGUUAUUAAUUGCUUGUUUAAAAGUUUCAAUGUACAGCUUAUGCACUUUCAAAGCAUAGUUUUAGGCUGCCGAGUUUUUUGUGUGGUUCGUUAGUACAUUGUAGCGCCUAUGCUCUGGAAGGAAACUUUAGCAUAACGAAGUUGCUGCCAAAUUAAAUUAAGUAGUGUAAAAAUUAGUUCUUAAAGUGUUUUAGUUGUAACUUAGAAAAAAAUAUUAAAAAUGCUCAACCGCAACAAGCUGUAUUGAUUUUAAAAAUAUUUUUCGAUAUAAAAGUUCAAAAUUUUGAAAUUUCCAUAAAAAAUAUUCAUAAUUCGUUAUGAAAUUUUAAAAUAUUUUUCGAAUUAAAAUUUCAAAAU
This is a messenger RNA of Bactrocera neohumeralis, 6352 nucleotides long. RefSeq lists its product as uncharacterized. Gene Ontology annotation, biological process: cell-cell adhesion. The transcript is spliced from 13 exons. Gene Ontology annotation, cellular component: cell-cell junction. NCBI's taxonomy places the organism in Eukaryota, Metazoa, Arthropoda, Insecta, Diptera, Tephritidae. The record is from RefSeq and is a predicted model, not a curated record. The coding region runs from base 1878 to 5159 and encodes 1093 amino acids. Gene Ontology annotation, molecular function: cell adhesion molecule binding.